Molecule: messenger RNA, 1119 nt
Organism: Pieris macdunnoughi
Lineage: Eukaryota; Metazoa; Arthropoda; Insecta; Lepidoptera; Pieridae
Source: the annotation of a GenBank genome assembly
AUGAUAUUAAAAAUCAAUCAGGGAAUAGACCAUUUCGAGGAUAUAGGGCCCUGUGUGAUAAUGGCGUCUCCGGGAAUGAUGCAGUCUGGACUCUCCCGGGAACUGUUUGAGUCGUGGUGUACGGAUCCUAAGAACGGUGUUAUUAUAGCUGGUUACUGCGUGGAAGGGACUUUGGCUAAGACAAUUCUAUCGGAGCCAGAAGAGAUCACGACAAUGUCAGGCCAAAAGCUGCCUUUGAAGAUGUCCGUGGAUUACAUCUCUUUCUCAGCGCACACUGACUACCAGCAAACGUCAGAAUUCAUCAAUAUAUUGAAACCACCGCAUGUGGUGUUGGUGCACGGAGAACAGAAUGAGAUGUCUCGUCUGAAGGCAGCGCUGCAGCGGGAACAUAGAUCGAGGCUGGCCGUUCAUACGCCGAGGAACACACAACUACUGGCACUCACUUUCAGAGGGGAUAAAACUGCAAAGGUGAUGGGUUCGCUAGCAGUAGAGCCUCCACAGCCCGGGGAUACAUUGCAGGGUGUUCUCGUUAAACGGAACUUUAAUUACCAUAUUUUAGCACCUUCAGAUCUUAAUAAAUACACAGAAUUAAGUCAGUCAGAGGUUGUCCAACGGCAAUCCAUCCAGUACACGGGAUCCAAUGCCGUUCUACGUCACGCCGUGCUUCGUUUGGCCGGGACCGUGGAGUUCCUUAGCGAGACCAAGUGGAGGCUCUAUGGGUGUCUCGAUAUGAUUAUAGAACCGCCUGUUAUCACGCUAGAGUGGCAGGCGCAGCCGGUGUCAGACAUGUACGCGGAUGCGGUGGUAGCGGCCUUACUAGCCGCAGCCUCCAUGCCCCAACCCACGCAUCUGCCGCUCGCGCCCAAAUUGGACCGGAUGCACUUUAAGGAGUGCGUCAUAGAGAUGCUUCAAGAAAUGUUCGGAGAGGACUCAGUCCCGAAGAUGUUUAAAGGCGAGAAGUUACACGUGGAGGUGAACGGCAGAAGAGCGGAUAUUGAUCUUCUAGCCUUGGAUGUAACAAGCAAUGAUGAAGCUUUGCAACGAAUGGUUCAGUCGGCCAUUUCCAAAUUGUACGCAGCGUUGGCACCCGUUAAACCACCCCCACCGCCUACUUGCUGA